Ooceraea biroi (clonal raider ant) is the source of this 659-nucleotide messenger RNA. Its product is annotated as Tubulin binding cofactor A. Lineage: Eukaryota; Metazoa; Arthropoda; Insecta; Hymenoptera; Formicidae. Gene Ontology annotation, molecular function: beta-tubulin binding. Gene Ontology annotation, cellular component: microtubule cytoskeleton; cytosol. The record is from RefSeq and is a predicted model, not a curated record. Gene Ontology annotation, biological process: post-chaperonin tubulin folding pathway; tubulin complex assembly.
CAUAACCUAACAUAACCUCGUCUAACGCAGAGUUCUCGCUCGGUUUCAUUUCUCUCGACUCAUCUCACCGAAUAAGGCAAGAAAAAGAAAACGAAGAGACACUCGAUCCUUAACGCGUACGGUUCCACUAUUUUUUCCGUAUACGCCCUUUAGGAGCGUAAAAAACGUCCGUGCAAACACGUACGAUAAAUAAUGUCUGACCCGCGUAUAAGGACGCUCAAGAUUAAGACGGGAGUAGUGAAGCGUCUUGCGAAAGAAAAGAUUACGUACGAGAAAGAAGCGGCACUACAACGUGACAAGAUACAAAAAUUGAAAGAGCAGGACAAAGACGACUACAACAUAAGGAAACAAGAAGAUGUACUUCAAGAGUCUCUUAUGAUGGUGCCGGAUUGUCAGAGGCGUCUCGUUAAAGCAUUUGACGAGCUCAAGAAGAUUCUGGAGACCGAGCAGGACUUGAAAGAAGUCGAGGAUUACAUAGAAGCAGAGAAAGUGCUGCGAGAAGCAGAAGCGCAAUUACCAAAAGAAGGAAAUAUCCUGCAGAUGUGUUAAAAAGUGCUUUCACGUGACUGGCUAAAUUAUUUUUCAACAUUAUUUGACACUUUCUUUCUUCUUAUAUUUACUAACCUUUCAUGAUCAAAACGGACUAAUUUUAACACACA